AUGUGGUCAGAAAGUGAAGCGAUGGUUCCGAAAAUACUUUUGGAAGGUCAGUAUUUGGACAAUGAAGCUGAGGCUGAACUGCACACGUUACCGGAAAACCCAACAUUGGAGGACCUUAUCUUCAUCAAGUACCGAAAAUUCGUUGCCAUGCUCAUUCCCUUCGUGCUCAUGCAGACCGUGGUGGAUGGUCGCAUCCGACACAACUUCUUCCGAUGGUAUCCAGAAUACUACUGGCACAUGCCCGUGACAAUGAUCCUUGGCUCCUUCGUUGGAGGAAUAACUUCAGAAGGAAGUGGUGCAGUAGCGUUCCCCGUGAUGACUUUGGCACUACAUAUUUCCCCAGAGAUAGCCAGGGACUUUUCACUGAUGAUUCAGUCAUGCGGUAUGACAUCGGCUCUGAUAUGUGUACUGUUCAUGAAGGUGAAGAUCGAAAACCGUGCUGUCAUACUCGGCACACUUGGGGGGAUUCCCGGCUUCAUAAUCGGCGUACAUUUUAUAGAUCCGCUCUUCACUGGACCACAGAAGAAGAUGAUGUUCGUUGCAAUUUGGACAUCCUUCGCUAUAGCUCUGGCAAUCCUGAACUCUCAGAAAAAACGCACCACAUUCAAGGAUAUCCCUGACUUUUGCUGGUGGAAAGCUGUAAUACUCUUCUUUACAGGAUUCGUUGGAGGAGUGUUCGACUCUUUCGCUGGUUCUGGAGUGGAUAUUUGCAUCUUCUCCAUCCUUACUCUAUUGUUUCGAGUAACUGAAAAGACGGCCACACCCACUACUGUCGUACUUCAAAGAGUGAACGCUGUUAUCGGUUUCUUCUACCGUGCUGCCAUGAUGGGUGACAUCUCAGAAAUGGCAUGGAGGUAUUUUGCUCUUUCCGUGCCCGUCGCAGCCAUCUUUGGACCACUGGGUAGCUUCCUUGGCUCACAUCUCCACAGACAAGUAAUCGCUGCAUUUGUAUACAUACUGGAACUGGUUGCUCUGAUCGGGCUUUCUUCUAACAAAACCUGCAUGGCGGUUGAUUGUUCUGGCAUCAUAUUGGGCGGUAUGGUGUUCUUCACGUUCAUUGCAAAGGCUGGGCAAAGAAUCAUGAAGACCGUCGAAGAAAAACAAUUGAAAGAACGGGAGGGGACGAAAAAGUUUAAUCAAAUCUACCACUGGCGAGAUGCCGAUAGCGCUGAUUAA
Messenger RNA from Cooperia oncophora, 1176 nucleotides. The record is from the annotation of a GenBank genome assembly. Lineage: Eukaryota; Metazoa; Nematoda; Chromadorea; Rhabditida; Trichostrongylidae.